Molecule: messenger RNA, 1181 nt
Organism: Suillus paluster
Lineage: Eukaryota; Fungi; Basidiomycota; Agaricomycetes; Boletales; Suillaceae
Exons: 15
Coding region: 129-1049 (306 amino acids)
Source: RefSeq, a predicted model, not a curated record
GCAGUGGCAAUCAUGAUGGUACUACACCACCCAGGCUGUGUGCACCCUUGAAGACCAGACAUAAAUGGGUGAUACUUUAAUGAUUAUCAGCUCGGUGUACGAAUCUGUAGCCCACCCUCACACUCUUCAUGAACAGUUCAAGUAUCGCCGCAGAGCUCCAGCAGCUUGAACAAUAUGAAACAUAUGAGCUCAUUGUCCGCCAACUUGGAGUCUCCGCUGCUGCAUUGUACGUGUGGGACUUUAUUCUUACAUUUCAUGAUGAGGUUACCAUUCUAUGGGGAACAAGGUGGACAAUAUCAAGGAUUUUAUUCUUCAUCAAUCGCUAUUUUGGACUUGGUGCAAUCAUUGCCUCUACCUUCUUUGAUGUUCAAACGAACCCAACCACACCCAUAUGUCAUGGGUUCACGAACUUCGACAUUGUUGGAGUUCUCCUCGUUUUGAAUAUCGAAAUCAUUCUCCUUCGACGCUUAUUCGUUCUUUAUGACCACAAAAGACUGAUCGUGAUCCCCAUGUUGGCAUCAUUUUUGGCAGUCUUUAUCACUAUGAUGGGAAUAGCUAUUGCACUGAGCAUAUACUCUCAAGCCAAUGAAUAUGUGAUAUCUGGCUUAUGCACAGAAUCAACCCCAAGCUGGUUCCUUCCAUUCUGGAUUCCGCUCAUGGCCUUUGACUUCGUCAUCAUGACACUUGCUGGUUUCAAAUCUGUGCAGCACUACCGCCAUGUUCCCAACAAAAAUUGGUCUGGUGCUCGGUUCAUGAAGACUCUGGCAAGAGACUCUUUUAUCUACUUUGCAUGCAAUUUCUUCAACUACUUGGCCAUCACACUUAUAUUUCAGCUUGCACCACCCGAGUUCCUCCAACUAGGAGCAAGCUGGACAAUUGUGAUACCUCCAAUCACCGCCAACCACCUUCUCAUAAAUAUGGAGCAAUCUCGUUUCACAAACACCAACUCCGCUACGAACUCAACUAGUAGUGUGGAAUCCGACUCAUCAGAGGAAGUGGAGUUGAGGCAAUAUCGCAUUCCGAAUACUACACUGCUCGCUGUCGCAUAAGGAGUGUCACAGUGACUACUAGGACGAUAGUUUACCCUGCAGAUGUUUCUGUUGUAUUUUUUUUUCCCGUUAUGCCUUAAGUUAUCAGCAUGUGUCAAAUACUUGAAUAUACUCAGUAUGGGUCAAAGAAAG